Culicoides brevitarsis is the source of this 1080-nucleotide messenger RNA. Its product is annotated as myotrophin-like. Gene Ontology annotation, cellular component: cytoplasm; nucleus. Gene Ontology annotation, biological process: regulation of barbed-end actin filament capping. The transcript has 2 exons. Gene Ontology annotation, molecular function: protein binding. Bases 249 to 599 code for a protein of 116 amino acids. The record is from RefSeq and is a predicted model, not a curated record. NCBI's taxonomy places the organism in Eukaryota, Metazoa, Arthropoda, Insecta, Diptera, Ceratopogonidae.
AUAUUAAAAACAAAACAAAAUUGCUCUAAUAUUUCAUAAAAACAGGAAUUUCCCUGAAAAUUAAAAGAAAAAUUGUGUUAAAAAUUCUGUAAAAUUAUAUUCUCAUCACUUAAAGUCUGCCGAACAUCAAGAAAUCCCACAAAAUCUGCAUUUUCAGCAAAAUUUAACUGCUCGUCGGAAUUUUAAUUGUCAAGUUGUUGCAUUUUUAGCCGAUUUUCGGAACAUUUUCACGCAAAACUCCACGAAAAAUGAGCGAUUUGGUUUGGUCAAUUAAGAAUGGCGAUCUCGAAAGUGUCAAAGACUCGAUAGAAAAGAAGAACAUCAACGUUAACGAUGUCAUAGACGGUCGAACACCAUUGCACUAUGCCAGCGAUUACGGGCAACUCGACGUUUUGGAAUAUCUCAUCACGAAGGGAGCGGAUGUCAAUGCGUUGGACAAGCACGGAAUUUCGUGCAUUUUGGCAGCGAUCUGGGAAGGUCACAUCAAAUGCGUGAAAUUGUUGCUCGACAGUGGCGCAAAGAAAAAUGGACACACUCCCGAUGGCACAAGUUACGUCGAUGCCACAGACAAGCCCGAGAUUAAAUCUUUGUUGGCUUAAAUUUUGCUCUUAUCCGUACUUGAGCAGUAUUUAUUACUCAAAAAAAACUAACUGAAUUUAAAAAAAAACUUUCAAAAAAAAAAUACUUAUUAUUUCCACAAAACACAAAAAUGAAGAAAAAUAUAUAUUUUUUUAACGCAAACGAGAGAAAAAAAGAAGAAGAAAAAAUCGAGAGACGGCCUAUUUUAAACUAAUGCAUUUUUUUCGUGUAUUUUUAAUUUUUUAAUAAAUUUGAUUUUUUUCCAAAGAAAAUUUUUAAUAAGAAAAUCAGCUCAAAUUAAUAUAGAAGUUCGUGUUUCAUUAACCAAAAUUAAUAAAAAGAAAAAUUGAUUAGAGUUAAAAAAAAAUAAUAAAAUUAAGAAAAUUAUUGACUUUGAUCUUUGAUGUAAUUGUCGUCGUGAUUUUAAUUAGAGUUUAUUUUUCUAUAUAAAUAAAUAUGAUAAAUAUAAAAAAAAAUAAUUAACUGAUAAAAAAAAUUGAA